Molecule: messenger RNA, 1560 nt
Organism: Paramecium pentaurelia
Lineage: Eukaryota; Ciliophora; Oligohymenophorea; Peniculida; Parameciidae
Source: the annotation of a GenBank genome assembly
UAAUGUACGUGAAUAUAUAUCUACUUGCUUUAUAUUGUCAUCCUGAAGAUGGUGGAUUUGGAUCAUCAUUUUUUUGCAAAAUUGUUGUUGUUCUAGGAUUAACCCUAUCAUGGUGCUAAACUUUAAUGUUAACUUUAGAUGUUACAAAUGAAAGAAAUUAAUAGGGCUUGGAUAUGCAUUUAUGCUGGAUAAUUAUUUAUAUUUCAGUAUUUGUAAUGCUGGUAUUUCUCAUUCCUAUUGCAAUUUUUUACUAUGAAUCAGAUGAUGAAAAACCUAUAGUAAAAAUUAAAAUUAUCUAAGUGUCAAAGAAUAACCUUAACAUUAGUUUAAGAAUUUAUGGUCCUAGUAUUUGCUUUUUUAACUAUUUUCUUAACAUAUUUUUGGUUGAGAGAUGCUUUAGUACCUGUUACUGUUUAAGUAUAAGAUGCUACACUUCAAUUUUAAUCAAGUGAAAUUGAUCUUAACAUUGAUACCUUUACAAUUACUGAAGAAAAAUAAGAUCACAUAGCCACAACAAUCGAUCCCAUAACAUUCACUAUAGGAUUAAUGUGUUUCCUUGGAUACUUCUUCUUAAUUUUAUAUGGAGGUAUAGGAAUGGUUGCUUUGCCUUUAGAUCUAGUGUGUUCAUAUGGAACAAGACCAGUUUUUGUAUUUAUUAUUUAAUACUUUAGAAAAGUGCUGCUUAAGCAACUGAAAAAAAAAAUAGAUUAAAAAGAGUAGUGGCCUAAAUGAUUGGUUAUGCUAAAAAAUUAAGAGACAUGGAAAAAGAUGUAAAAUGUGCUAGUGGAUGGUGGUCAAAAAGGAAAUAAAAUGCAAAAGUAGAAAAAAAAUAUUAGAAAUUGGUUGCUGCAGUUAGUGAAUUGGAAGAAGAAUGCGAAAUAUUUUUACUAGAAUUAGAUAUUGGUAAUGCUAAUCCAUUAGUUUACAUAUUUAAAUUGUUAUUAGGAAUUAUAUUAUUUAUUAUUACUUUGACUUGGUUAUUACACAUAUUAUUGUAUGUAAUUAUAACUAUUGAUGGAAUCCCAUUCUCCCCUUGGUUAAAUAAGCUUUUUAUACAAUUAGAUGCUUAUAAUGUUGCAUUUCUUUCAGUUUUUUUCUUUGGAUUAUUUACACUUUAUUUAUUAUGGUGCGUAACUAAAGGCAAUUUAGUAUUUUCUAUGCCUUGGAUAUUUAAAUUUCACCCAAUGAAGUAUUUAUUCAAUUUCUUAUAUUUUUAGAAUUAAUGAAACUUGGAUGAAUUCAUUCUUAUUUAAUAUUGUUUUGAUUUUAAUAAGUUCGGUUGCUUUAUGUCACUUUAGCACUUGUGUCUUCUCAUAAUAUACUAGAUUAACAACUGUAGAUUUACUAUUUGGAACUUAAAUCAAAUAUCUAAAAAUAUUUAGUUGGGCAUUUGAAAAUAAAGUACCCGAAUAUUCUUUAUUUUCAUGGACUAUAUUUGCAGGAAUUAUUCAAAUGAUAUUAAAAUGUAGAAAACCAAAAUUACUUGAUUAAAUAGAUCAAAGGAAGAAAAAUUUAAAAGGAAAUUACGAAAUUGAAUUAAAGGAACUGUUUCUUAAAUGA